Molecule: messenger RNA, 5514 nt
Organism: Portunus trituberculatus (swimming crab)
Lineage: Eukaryota; Metazoa; Arthropoda; Malacostraca; Decapoda; Portunidae
Exons: 5
Coding region: 1-3102 (1033 amino acids)
Cellular component (GO): plasma membrane
Molecular function (GO): protein binding
Source: RefSeq, a predicted model, not a curated record
AUGGGGCUGCCUUGCUAUUACCGCUGUACUUGGCUCACCCCGCGCCAGGUAGAGCCAAGAAGCAAGACUCACAACGGGAAAGGAGAAGGAGGAGGAGAAGGAGGAGGGGGAGGAGGAGGAGGAGGAGGAGGGACGAUACAAGGAGUACUAGGUCUCUCCUCCACCUCUACCUCCACCACCUCCUCCUCCUCCUCUUCCUCUUGCGACGUGGCCGAAUAUGCGUGCGAGAAUGGGGCGUGUGUUCCUGUCAGCUUCUACUGUGACGGACAAGCCCAGUGCUCCGACUACUCUGAUGAGCCGCCGGGGUGUUCAGUAUGUAACAGAACGUAUUACGGGAGCGUGGAUCACACCUAUCAGCUGGAAGUCCCCGCUCCACCUGCGUCACGAGCCGGACCCCCUGCGUCUGCCGGCCACGCCCACCCGCUGCUGCUGCUGGGGGGCACACCGUCAGAGAGCUUCAAAUGCGUGCUAACCUUCACAGCACUAGGGAGAGACCACGGAGAGAUGCUUCAAGUCACCUUCUCGGAGUUCCACGUGGGGCAUUUCAACGUGGCUUCUGCUGCUGAGGGUGGUGACAUGGGCAGCGUUGGUGGCGGCUUGGUGAACAUGGCAGGGGUGGGUGGAGGGAAAGGUGGAGGUGGAGGGAAAGGUGGAAUAGUGGAGGCAGUGCGGCAUGUCGGAGGCUGUGAAGGGGACCACGUGACCAUUGAGGAGCCCAAGCUGGUGGAUCGCGGCGGGCGGUGGUGUGGCGAGGGCAGCGGUCUCAACGUGUACUUCAGCGAGACGGACAGCGUUGUGGUGACCCUGCACGCCGCCGCCACCACGCAGGGAGAGUACUUCGACAACCCGCUCAAGUUCAAGAUCAAGUACAAGUUUCUGCCGCGGGCGCGCGCCGAGGUGCGGUACGGGCGUGGUGGUGGCAAGUACCGCGGGGACGAGGUGCGGAACAGCGUGUGCAGCCGUGUGUUCCAGGGGUGCCGCGCCCGCCGCUGUCGGCUGCAGUCCCCGAACUACCCCGGCCUGUACCCACGCAACGUGACCUGUUACUACCUGGUGAAGGCCCUGCCGCCCCCCGCCCCUGACCUACUCCCCCUGGUGACCCUCAGCCAGCCAAACGACCGUCUGGUGCACGUGGGGCGCCAAGGCCUGGGCGGCAGGGUGUCGCCAGAGGCACGCCUGAGGCAGGACGGGGAAUGCCGCGCUCCUGAGGACUUCCUGCUGGUGUAUGACGGCGGCUCCAUGAAGGCGCCGCUGCUGGCGCGCCUGUGCGGCACCGCCUCGCUGCCCAACAUCACCUCUAGCGGGCCGGAGAUGCUGGUGGUGUUCCAGGCCGCCACCUCCGGCAGGAUGAACCACCUGCCCAACCUGGUGGCGGGGUUUGAGUUGCAGGCACACGUCAUGUACAUGCGCGAGGCCGCGGGGCGCGUGGCUAACUCUGUGUGUGACUACGUGCUGCAGAGUGGCGGAGGGUCGCGCGGCGUGAUCAGCAGCCCUGUGUUCGCGCUGCCCGCCAACUCCUCCUGCGCCUACCACUUCGAGGGGCGCCGGGACGAGGUGGUGUGGCUGUACUUCACCAAGUACCACCGCGCCCCCGCCACCACCAACAGGCCCAGCCACUCGCCCUGCCUCAACCGCCUGGCCAUUUACGACGGCGGCCCCAACGCUGACGGCGCCGCGCACCUCAUGGGUGACUUUUGCGAUGACCAGCUACCGCCCACCUGUGUGAGGGCACGCCAGCGCGGCCUGGUGAGCCAGCCAUGUGGCGGCGACGAGAGCUUCCUGUCGUCCGGGCCAUCCAUGCUGGUGACGCAAAGCUUCAUGGACAGCACGGCGCUGCUGCCGCUGCGUUACGUUAUUCACUACGAGUUCGUGAGUGCAGGUGAGGCGGGGCGCCAGUCAGGCACCGACUGUGACCACACCUUCAGCAGCGACCGCCGCCGCAACGGCCACUUCCGCUCGCCGCAAAACGUGUUCCUGUACGGGCGCGGCGGCAAGGCGUCGCUGUCAUGUCGCUACUCCUUCACGCAGAAACCUGACGAGGUGGUGACAGUGCGCAUCACCAGCCUGGGCUUCCGCGGCAACCUGUGCAAGACAGUGCACAACUCGCAGUCUGAACUGUUCGAGUGCAUCGCGCGCCUGCCAGGCUCCGCGGUGCUGGAGGCGUGGGAGGAGCCCUGGCCCCUCACGCGUCUGCCCCUGGGCUGCCUCUGUGACGCCUCCGCCGCGCCAGCCACCUUCCGCAGCCACGCAUCGCACGUGCAGCUCAGGUUCGCCAUCAAGGACAUGAGCUGGGCGCAGGACUUCACCGACUUCUUCUUCGAGGCGGAGUACGAGUUUGAGUCCGUGGCGGCGUGCGGGGGCGCGCACGUGCUGAACGGCUCCACGGGCGCCAUCGAUGUCGGGGACAGCGACGCGGAGUGCCACCAGCUGUCGUGGAAGAUCGUGGCGCGCGAGGCGAGCCACCUGUACCUGCACGUGCCGGGCUACCACGCCGCCAGCCAGCGCUGCGUCACGCACAACAGAGUCGUAGUGUACGGCAGCCAGACGGCGCGCCCCAUCAAGGCCGUGUGUCCUGACGCCUCAGCCACGCACGGCGUGCACGUCUUCUCCUCGGGCUGGACGGCCGUGCUGGACUACGGCGAGCCGCGCCCUGACUCCCUCAUCAUCCGUUACCUGGCGCGCGAGCCCGCCGCCUACCGCCUCACCUGGCUGGAGGUGCGCCGCGAGCCGCGCCCCUCCGCGUUGGAGUCCCACAAGGGCGGACGUGGGCGUGGGCGGCAGGCGUCCGCCGCCUCGUGCCCGCACCUGUGCCCGCAGAUUGACGCGUGCAUCAGCAGUGACCUGUGGUGUGACGGGGCACGUCACUGCCCCUCCGGCGCCGAUGAGACCAGCUCCACCUGCCUCUACCUCAGCGUGCCCUGGCUGUACGUGGGCGUGGCCAGCGCUGGCCUGGGCGUGGUGCUGGUGGCGCUGGCCGCGGCGCUGGUCAGUGUGCGUGUGUACCGCCGCGGCAAGGUGAAGCGCAAGAAGAAGAAGGAGGCGCAGCGCCUCAUGACCCGCGAGGUCAUCCUGCCUCUCAACUUCCACAAGGACAUUUACUGAACACCACACGCCCCACCCCUCUCCCCUCCCCAUAGUGCUCGUUUUCUUCCCCUCCCCUCCCCUCUCCGCACCUUUCCCUCGUCAGGAGUGGCCGGGUUGUCCCGGCCAAUUUUUAUACAGUUUUGUACAGGUCGUGCACGCGGGUGUUACCUGUGUACGUGUGUACAUGUGUGUGUGUGUGUGUGUGUGUGUGUGUGUGUGUGUGUGUGUGUGUGAGUGGAUGUUUCUGUCUGUCUACCUGAUAUCAUUCAUUGCCUUGCCUUAACACGCCUCCCCCAUCAUCCAGUCCCCCUCCCUCCCUCCCCAUCAAGGCGCCGCUGCAGUCGUUAUACUGUGCCACAUCCUCCCUCAUCCCCAUCCUGCCCCUAACGCCCCUCCCUCCCUCCCCUCACCUCUUACACCUACCACUCCUGAAACAUGACAAGAUCGCUGCUCUACCACCACCAUCACCACCACUAGUCCUCCCAGUCCACUCCUCCUCCUGCUGUUACCACUCCUGCAGCCCCGCACACUGACGCCAGGAGCAACGCAACACAGAACGGCGACACGACACAACACAACACAACACACAAUAAUUCAUCCCCUUCGUCGUCGCCUUCGUCAGAUACAUAAAUCCCCCUUCGGCUCAAAAAAGAAGAAAAAAAUGUAGCAAAAAAGUAAAAAAAAAAAAAAAAUGAAAAAUGGAAAAAAAGGAAAAACAAACAUGAAAAGAAUAGAAAAAUAACAAAAUUGAGACUAAAAUUUGUUGUUGCUUCAUUCUGUUCCUUCCUCCUCCUCCUCCUCCUCCUCCUCCUCCUCCUCCGUGUCGCACAUGAGGCAAGCAGAGAAUCCUUUUCCAGUAGCGGGGCGGGAAAAUAAGAAUAGUUUCCCCUCUUUCCGUUUUCUGUUUGUCCCUCGUUAGUUUAUUUUUAUCCCAUUUUCUUUCAACAUGUGUCUGAUUGCAAUGUUUUAGUCUACCCUGCCGUAAUGAAAACGAGGUGUCAUAGAAAACGAGGAAAUCAUCACGGGAGGGAGAAAUGGAAGGAAUUAUGUGGCACUUGAAAUAAAAAGGGAAAAUAAAAAGGAAGAGGAAAACAGAAGCUGGAAAAAUAAACCCAGAAAUAACAAAGGGGAAAAAGGAAAAAAAAAAAAAAAAAAAAAGAAAACGAUCAUGGCAUAGAAAACGUGACGCACAUCGGGAACUAUGAUUAAAAAAAAGAAAGAAAGAAAAAAUUACGAGUGAGACUAAAAUAUAGAGAAAAAAAAAGAGAGAGAAAAAAAAGAGAGAAAACCUGAUGUGCAUUCCAAAACAAACUCAAACUUUCUUAUAGGACUAAACAAAACUUUUUUUCCUGAGUAGGCCUAAAAAAAUAUGAAAAAAAAAAUUAAUGGAGACUUUUACCAAAUUAGCUUCGUAUCCUGAAAAUGUUAUCCCCCCCCCUGUAGCUUAGAGAGAGAGAGAGAGAGAGAGAGAGAGAGAGAGAGAGAGAGAGAGAGAGAGAGAGAGAGAGAGAGAGAGAGAGAGAGAGAGAGUUACCUACCUUGACCUCAAACUGACCUGACCUUUCAACACGUGACCAGCUUCCUCAAACGACGCUAACAAACACGUGUGGCGGUUCUGUGGUUCUGCGGUCUGUGGUUCUGUGGUUCUGCGGUUCUACGGGUCUGCGGUUCUGUGGUUCUGCGGUUCUGUGGUUCUGUGGUUCUGCGGUGCGCAAACUAACCUGGAAACAUUUAAUUCAUAGUUCAACUUUGUUCUCAAAAAAAAAAAAAAAUUAAAAAAUAAUAAUAAUAAUAAUAAUAAUAAUAAUAAUAAUAAUAAUAAUAAUAAUAAUAAUAAUGUCUAAAGAUUUUAAAAAGUCAAAAUUUUCUGGAGUGUUUUUUUGAAAUUUUUUUUUUUAAUGAUUUUGAGUGUUGAUGACGAUGAUGAUGAUAGACUGAAGAACCAUUAUACUGAACAAUAACACAGAAAAUAAUAAUAAUAAUAAUAAUAAUAAUAAUAAUAAUAACAAGAACAACAACAAAAACAUCAAAACAUCAAUAACAAGAGUAACAAAUUUUUAAAAGUAACACAAAAACAACAACAAAAAAGAGCAAAACAACAACAAUAACAAUAACAACAACCACACACACACACACACACACACACACACACACACACACACACACACACACACACACACACACGGAGGUCACAGGAAAGGUUCAAGGUUCUUAAUAUCUGGUCAGGUGUGAUGUUCUAAUGUUAAAUAAUUAAUAAUAAUAAUAAUAAUAAUAAUUAAUAAUAAUAAUAAUAAAUACUAAUACUAAUACUAAUUGAUAAUGUUAAUGGCUGGUCAGUAGGCAACCCUCAACACGUGUUCUAAAUGUUACCGUAUUUUUGUACUGUACUUUUGUAGAAGGAGUAUUUUUGUAAUAAAAGUGACCUUAGAA